Haemorhous mexicanus (house finch) is the source of this 2680-nucleotide messenger RNA. It is a transcript of the gene MTMR11, whose product is annotated as myotubularin related protein 11. The transcript is spliced from 15 exons. Lineage: Eukaryota; Metazoa; Chordata; Aves; Passeriformes; Fringillidae. Bases 347 to 2470 code for a protein of 707 amino acids. The record is from RefSeq and is a predicted model, not a curated record.
CGGCGCUGGGCUGGGAGGAGAAGGCUCCGUGCUUCUGCCGUGAGUCACCGAGCAGCUUCUCCCGCCGUGUGCCCGGAGGGGCCCCGGGCCCCCUCCCGCACCGCUGCCGACGGGGUUUGGGGGUUCCCCCGCACGGGGCAGCGCUUGCGGGACCCCAGAACCGCCCGUCCCUGACGGGGUCGCCGGGUCUGUACCCCCACCCCAACGCUGAACUUCUGGGGGUCCCUCAGGCCGCCCCCCGCCCCGGUCCGCCUGCGGAGCUCCCGGCCCCGGGCUCCCCCCCUUUCCCACCGCCGGUACCGGGACGGCGCGGGGCGGAAUGCCGGGAUCCGAGGGGUCGGGAUGAAUGCAAUCCCGGGCCCCGAGGGGCGGGAUGCCGGGGCACGGAUGCCAGGGGAGGGCGGGAUGCCGGAGUGGAGGGCGGGAUGCCGGAGCCGGGCCGGGCGCUCGGGGCUCUUUCCCGGGCCGCUCCGGCCCCGGCGCUCGGGGCCCGCCCGGCCAAAGUCCCUGCGCCAUGAGCGGGGCCCCGGGCGGCCGCCGCCCGACCUUCCCCGGGCUCCCAGGGGAGCGGGUGCUCGAGGAGGCGGCGGGCGCCCGGCAGCGCCGCGGGAACGGCGGCGGCUCCGUCCCGGGGACGCUGCUCUGCACCAACCACCGCCUCGCCUUCCUGCCCGGCCAGGCUCCCGGCUCCCGUGGCCUCCUCCACUCCGAGGACGAGGUGGCCCUGCCCUGCAUCCACAAACUGGUGGCAGCCAGCAGCUUCUCCAAGCCCAAGGUGCUGACGGCCGCCUCCACCCUCAAGUUCAUCCCGGAGGAGCUCGCCGUGUUCUGCCGGGAUUUCCGCCUGCUCCACUUCUGCUUCCCCGAGAACGGCUUGGCUCCGCAGGCGUUCCGGGUGGCCAAUGCCAUCGCACAGGCUCGGGAGGCGGCUGCGUGGCUGGGGGAUGCUGCCGAUGGCUGGGCCAGCCCUGGCGAAGCCCCGCCAGAGGAGGAGGAGGAGGAUGAGGAGGAUGAGGAGGAUGGCUCGUCCACCACGCUGCUCUUCGAGAGCCUGCGGGACUGGGAGGAGGAGCUGCAGCGUCUGGGCGCUGCGGGCUGGAGGGUGAGCGCUGUCAAUGAGCGCUUCGACAUGGCCCCGAGCCUCCCCCAGUACCUCUGGGUGCCCAGUGGGCUUCUGGACCACGACCUCAAGCGAACCUUUGCCCACUUCCAGGAGCGACGGGUGCCUCGCCUGUGCUGGCACCACCCGGCUGGGGGGGACCUGCUGAGAGCUGCCAGCUUUCACCCAGCCUCAGAACCGGGCAGUGAGGACGUGAGGUGCCUGGAGGAGCUGCUGCUGGGGGGCCGUGGCCCCUGCGUGUUGGCCGACACGGCCGAGCUGCCCACGCUGGCCGACAUCCAGCUCGCCCACCUGAGGCUGCGGGAGCUCUGCCUGCCAGGUGCAGUGGCAGAGGAGAAGUGGCUCUCGGCCCUGGAGGGGACACGCUGGCUGGACCACGUCCGCUCCUGCCUGAGAAAAGCAGUGGAGGUGGCGUCGCUGCUGGCAGGGAAGCGCUGCUCCGUGGUCCUGCAAGAACCCUCAGACCGGGACCUGAACUGCCUCCUGGCCUCUCUGGUGCAGCUCCUGGGGGACCCCCACGCCCGCUCCCUGCCCGGCUUCCAGAGCCUGGUGCAGCGGGAGUGGGUGGCAGCCGGGCACCCCUUCCCACGCCGCCUGGGGCUGCUGUGCCAGGACAGCCCCCGGGAGGAGGCUCCAGUGUUCCUGCUCUUCCUGGACUGCACGUGGCAGCUGCUGUGGCAAUUCCCGGCGGAUUUUGGCUUCACCGAGGCUUUUCUGCUGGCGCUCCACGACAGCAGCUUCAGCCCCUACUUCAGCACUUUCCGCUUCAGCUGCCAGCGCCAGCGGGGCCACAGCAGCCUGCCCCGGCUCCCCAGCCAGACCUACCGGCCCAUGGGGGGCUGGCAGGACCCCGGGGGGCCCAGGGGAGACCCCCACCCCUGCAGCUUCCCCCCGGUGUGGGCCUGGGGCCGGCGCUACACCCGGCAGCAGCGGGAGCAGUUCCGGAACCCCGCGGGACCCCCGGGCCCUGCUGGGUCCCUGAUCUCGGGCACGCCCGCAGAGCCCUGCCCGUGGGGGGGGCCCAGGCUGGUGCUGACUCUGGCUAAGGGCUCCUUGUGCCCCCACCCCCUGCCCUGGUGGAGCCGCCCCCCCCCGCGCCCCCCACUCCGGGGGUCCCCCCCAGGCAGCCAGGGGACACAGGGGGGGCUCUUGGGGACACGCCAGCCCCCCCCGGGGCUGCUGCUGCCCUGCACCGCCGGGCCCUGCGUGCGGCUCUGGCACCGCUGCUACCUCAGGGGGCUGCCCCAGGAACAGCGUGGGCGCUUGGCCCCAUCCCUGGCCGGGCUGGCUGAGGAGCUGCAGCUGCUCCAGGAGCGGCUCCGUGCCUGGAACCUGCGGAGACCCCACUGAGAGCCCGAGGACACCUGAGCCCACCCCAGGAUCGCUCGGGCCUUGGGGGCUCUGAACAGUCCUGUGCCUCCGGCCGCUCCCCACAGCUGCCCCCGGCUACCUCUGGGCGCUUGGCACUGCCGGGAAGGGCGGAGCGGCGGCUCCCGAGGUGUCCCCGAUGCUGGACGGACGCUGCGGGGUCUCGGUUUUCCAUUAAAUUUGUGCUGCCUC